CACAUGGUGGGUACUGAACAGUCUCCAUUUUCCAGGGCGAGGAAUACGCCUUGGUUUUUGAGGUCGCGUAACAAGAGAAUAAGCCAAUCACAACUUGCGAAGCGUGCUGACCCUUUCUUUCUACCGAAUCUCCUUGAUGGGUUUGAAGAGAGUAAAUACGGAUGGCUUGCUAAUGAUAUUAAGAGACUUUGUGAGCUCAAAAGGAAAGUCUUGAAUGGUUCUAGACGACAGAAGAAAAAAUCAGACAGGAUUCUUAUCAACGAUUCCGAUGAUGUGUUGCCUCAAGAAUCCAUUACUAGCGAAAAUUGCUCAGGAACUGUCGCGGGUCCUCAGGGUUAUAGCGAGGAGGAUUCAUCAAGAAUUUCUACAGAUUAUGACAAUGGAACUCAUCCAUAUGAAGUUGGUGAAGAAGAAGACGAACUGUGGAGGCUGAUGGCAUUUGCUCAAGAAUCAUCUAAGGUAACGGUGGAGAAUUCACAAGGCAAUGAUAGUCUCAAACAAAUCGAAGACUGUGAGCACUCCUUCAUCCACAAGGAUGAUAUUGGAGAAGUGUGUCGUGUUUGUGGACUCAUCAAGACGCCCAUCGAGAGCAUAAUCGAAGUUGUGUACAACAAGCCGAAGAGAUCAAGAAGAACUUACAUGCGUGAACAAGAAAAAGGGGAAACGAGGUGGGCAUUCGCAGAAAACCGGUCUUCUCAGGCAAACAUUUUGGGAGACAAGAUGUUCAUCCACCCAAGGCAUGACAAUGAGAUGAGGCCUCACCAGAUUGAAGGAUUCAACUUUUUAUGCAAUAACCUUGCAGCGGAUGAGCCAGGUGGGUGCAUAUUAGCUCAUGCACCAGGAUCAGGCAAGACAUUUCUGCUCAUCAGCUUUAUGCAGAGCUUCAUGGCUAUGGAUCCACAGGCAAAACCAUUGAUUGUGCUACCAAAGGGGAUCAUAGAGUCAUGGAAGAGAGAGUUUACCAAGUGGGCGGUCGAGAACAUUCCUCUGAUUGAUUUCUACAGCGUGAAAGCUGAAUCACGGAGGCAGCAACUGCAGGUUUUGAGACAAUGGGUUGAACAAAGAAGCAUUUUGUUUCUCGGGUACCAACAGUUUGCCAAGAUCAUAUGUGAUGAUGAUAACAUUGACGCCGUUUCAGAAAGCUGUAAGCGGAUAUUGCUUGAGAAGCCAACGUUGCUGAUCCUUGACGAGGGUCAUACAUCGAGGAAUAAGGAGACGAACAUGCUUAUUUCUCUUGCUCGUGUCAAGACUCCUCGAAAAGUUGUCCUCACAGGUACAUUGUUCCAAAACAACGUAGAGGAAGUGUUUAACAUUUUGAAUCUUGUUCGUCCCAAGUUCUUGAAGCGUCCUGGAACUAGGGAUAUUGUUUCCCGUUUCAAGGCAGAGAUACCGAGGGGCAAACAGAUGAACCAGAAUAGUAUCGAGGGGACUUUCUUCGCUGCAGUGGAACUUACAUUGAAGAACAGCAUAGACUAUGGAGACAAAGCCAAAGCCAGCUUGAUUAAUGAUCUACGGGAGAUGACCCGUAAUAUCUUGCAUUAUCACAAAGCAGAUUUCCGAGGCGUGCUUCUCGGGCUAACUGAAUUCACUGUCAUGCUCAAUCUGAGCUCAGUUCAGAGAGAUGAAGUCAAGGGUCUGAGGAGAAUGGAUUUGUUCAAGCAGAUCUCUCUUGGUGCUGCUCUGUACAUACACCCAAAGCUCAAGACUUUCUUGGAGGAAAACCCGUCGAAUGGAGACAAGGGUUUUGCUGAUAACAACACACUGAGGAAGCUAGAUGCGAUGCUGAAGAGGAUCAAUGUCGGAGACGGUGUGAAGAUGAAAUUCUUCCUCAACCUCUUAGCUCUGUGCGAAUCAGCAGGAGAGAAGCCCUUGGUCUUUAGCCAAUACAUCAUUCCGAUCAAGGCUCUCGAGAGACUCAUGAGCUCGAUGAAAGGCUGGAGACUGGGGAAAGAGAUGUUCACGAUCACAGGCGAUUCGAGCAACGAACAGAGAGAAUUGUCGAUGGAGAGGUUCAACAAUUCACCAGAUGCUAAAGUCUUGUUCGGAUCGAUCAAAGCCUGUGGGGAAGGAAUCUCGCUGGUGGGUGCAUCGCGAGUACUGAUUCUCGAUGUUCAUCUAAACCCAUCGGUGACGCAGCAGGCCGUGGCUCGAGCUUACAGACCAGGACAGAAGAGGAGAGUGUAUGCGUACAGGCUCAUAGCUGCGGAUUCGCCGGAGGAAGAGAACUACGAAACGUGUUCGCGGAAAGAGAUGAUGUCGAAGAUGUGGUUCGAGUGGAAGGUUGGAUCGAGAAGAGAUGAUUUUGGGUUUAGAGCCGUCGAUGUUGAUAACUCCGGCGAUGCCUUUCUUGAGACGGCCAAGAUGAGGGAAGAUAUCAAGAGUUUAUUCACUAGGUAAUGGAACUUUUGAUAACCGAUUCUAACCGGUUCGAACCAGAUAGUGGAAACUUUGGUGAAAUCGGUUUAACAGUCUGUAAUUCAAUUCUGUCGCCAUAUUUUUCUAUGGUAGAGAAAGAUGGAUUCUCUCU
Messenger RNA from Eutrema salsugineum, 2527 nucleotides. RefSeq names its product protein CHROMATIN REMODELING 35. The record is from RefSeq and is a predicted model, not a curated record. Gene Ontology annotation, biological process: gene silencing by siRNA-directed DNA methylation. The coding region runs from base 4 to 2397 and encodes 797 amino acids. Gene Ontology annotation, molecular function: ATP-dependent chromatin remodeler activity; ATP binding. NCBI's taxonomy places the organism in Eukaryota, Viridiplantae, Streptophyta, Magnoliopsida, Brassicales, Brassicaceae. The transcript has 5 exons.